AUGGGCGGUGCUUUGGCCAUGACCUGGGACAAAGAUCAUUUCGAGGCCGAGGCAAAGGCUGCCGGGAAGGAAUUCUAUGAUAUGGGUAGCAAUGCCGAAGGCUUCACUCCCGAUCCCUUCCUCAACGGCAUCUGCAUGGAGAAGACUGUCAAAGGCAUGAACUCAGCUGGAGUCAUCACCAUUGGACGCCAUCUGCUGCUUAAUGAACAGGAAACCAAUCAUGCCACUCGCGCUGGCAUGGAAGCCGUCACGGGUGCGAUGACCAGGGUCAACGGUACCUUGUCUUGCGAAAACAGCAAGCUCGUGAGCGGUCUCCUCAAGGAAGAGCUCGGGUUCCUAGGCCUAGUGAUGCCCGAUGUCAACUCGCAAACCACAUCGUAUGGCUGUGCCAAUGCUGGUCUCGACUUUGGCUCCAGCAACUACUGGACCGCCGACAUUCUCAACGCGGGUAUCGCCAACGGCUCCUGCACACAAGCUCGACUUGAUGACGUGGCUGUGCGGAACGCUAUUGGGUUCCACUUCUCGGGACUCGAUAAUGGGCGGCAGGAGGUGGGAAGGGACUCAUUGGUCCUCCUCAAGAACAACAAUGUCAUCAGUCUCUUCGGCGCUCACGCUGGACCGGAAAUCGCUGGACCAAACUUUGCGUUCUCAGUCAUGGGCAUGGACGACCCAUACCAAGGUCAGCUUGCCACUGGAGGCGGAAGUGGUCAAGGCUCUAUGGGCUAUGCUAUCACACCGUACGAAGCGAUCUCGGCAAGGGCCCGAGCGGACGGUGGUAUGAUCCGCUGGCUGAUGAAUGAUACAUUGGAUGGUGGCGGUGGUAUGCCGAGCAUGAGCGAUAACUCUACUAGCGUGGGCGGCGCGCCUGGCGGUGGUGGUUCUAGCUCGGACUCAUCGAUGGCUGGCGGAGGCGGAGGCGGAGGCGGAGGCGGAGGUGGCGGUGGCUUCAGCAUUGGUGGCACUGGAACAGCAUUGACACCAUCAUACGACAAUUACGCUUCCGACUACCGCGAAGGUGUCCACAUCGACUACCGCUACUUCGACGCUCAGAACAAGACUGUUCGAUACCCGUUCGACGGCCUCUCCUACACAACCUUCACAUACACCACCUCAACCCUCGCAUCCAAAAAUACCACGGCCCUCUCCUCAACUUACCUCACCGGGCACCUCGCCCUCGGCGGCACAUCCGACCUCUUCGAUGAAGUUGCGUCCAUCACCGCUUCCGUUAAGAAUACGGGGACUGUAGAGGGUGCGGAGGUCGCGCAGCUUUAUGUUUCGUACCCGGCGGAGGCACAACAGCCGCCGAGGCAGUUGAGGGGGUUUGAGAAAGUGAAAUUACAGCCGGGCGAGGAGAGGGAGGUGACGUUUAGUGUGAGGAGGAGGGAUGUUAGUUUUUGGGAUAUUGUGGCGCAGAAGUGGGCGGUUGCGAAGGGAGUGUAG
Molecule: messenger RNA, 1440 nt
Organism: Fulvia fulva
Lineage: Eukaryota; Fungi; Ascomycota; Dothideomycetes; Mycosphaerellales; Mycosphaerellaceae
Product: putative beta-glucosidase D
Exons: 5
Coding region: 1-1440 (479 amino acids)
Biological process (GO): glucan catabolic process
Molecular function (GO): beta-glucosidase activity
Source: RefSeq, a predicted model, not a curated record